Messenger RNA from Prunus persica (peach), 2172 nucleotides. RefSeq lists its product as uncharacterized. Bases 1513 to 1950 code for a protein of 145 amino acids. NCBI's taxonomy places the organism in Eukaryota, Viridiplantae, Streptophyta, Magnoliopsida, Rosales, Rosaceae. The transcript is spliced from 3 exons. The record is from RefSeq and is a predicted model, not a curated record.
AAGAAAAUAUGAUGAACAAAUAAAUAAAUGUGGUCUAUAUCACUACUUUUCUGUAGCUCUGUUCUUUAUGUUUGCUAUGCUUACCCCUCUCAUCCCAUUUCUUUCUUCUCUUGAAUCAUUCCUCAUCUGGUACAGCACAGCUGUAAGUUAUCCAACAUUGAUUCUCGCUCCACGUUUCUUUCUUUCUUUCCCACCCACCUUAAAUAUUUAUUUCAUUUCGAAUUCUUUCUCUCUUUCUGGUAUUUUCAUAACCUCUGGCUUUGUUAGGUGUGUGUGCUUUAACCCAAAUCCCUAUUCAAUGCCAAUUUGGCAAAGCCAUCUAAAAAUCAAUGCCUAUGCCUUCUUUCUUUCUCUUUGCAAAUUGCAGCAGCCUUUAGUUGCAUAUAGGUUGUUUUAAUAAUCUGUAGCAGCUUUUUCUUUCUUUUUAUUUCUCUCUUUCUUUUAUUUAGUGGGUAAUUAUUGGAGAUUAUGUGAGAUAUUGUCACCUUUCCAUGAUUACAUUCAAAUGUUAAUGUUGGAUUUGAAUUGGGUUAGUCAUUGAUGCUAUCUCUGUGACUUUUGAACCAAAAGAAAAGUUCAUAAAAUUGGUUCCACAAAAAAGAGUAAUUUUUUAUCAACUCUAAUCUUUGUCUAGCUGGCCUGACCGUGUGGAUUUUCUCCUAUUUGUUAUGUUGAAUCUAAAUGAUAGUUAGAAACUUAGAAUGAUCAUAUGUGUGCAUUGUGCAUGAUGGUUAAGCACUUGAUGCAUAUAAUCUUUUACUAAUUCAUAAGUUUAUGGAAAGAGAAUGCAGUUAAUUAUGAUCAGAAUGGCUGAGAAAUCAUAGCUUCUCUGCUUGUUUCCACCAAGAGGCAGAUGGGUUCAUGUGGGUUAAUGAGUUGGGGUUAGAAUUACAAAUUGCGACCUAAAUGAAGAUUUAGCACUUAAAAAAAGUUGCCAACUUUUAAAAAGCACCAAUGUGCCCCACUUUUGUUUUUGGCUACACAGACAGGGAGGCCCAUUCUUUUGAUUUCUUUAAGUUUGCUUCUUCAGACAAGGUAUAGUAUCCAUUAAGCUAGGCAUCAGGAUCAUCAACAUCAAACCAUAAAAAAGAAAAGUUGUGCCAAUGGGAUUUUCAUAUAACUUUGUCUUUACAUUUUCUAUGAGAUAUUAUAAAGCUGGGUGAGCUGCUUCCUUUAAGUAAUGCAUUGAGAAGUGUUGGUGUCUUGUUUUUUCGUAGCAGCAAAGCUAUGGAAUCGGAGACUAAGAUUAUGGUUGCUGCUAAUGCUAUAUGUAUGAACCAAAACCAAUGGCUUUAGUGCUUCUAAGACCAGCUUGAGGCGUCAAUAUAUAUGUGCAAAGAAAAUCUUAUAGAAGAAUCAAAAUGUUACCAACAUCUGAAUUAGGUAGAAGCCUGCAUUUGAUCACUCUCACCAAUUAGUUCUUACAGCAUCCAUAGCAAAUAUCCCAACCCCCUUUCGCCCCCGAAAUUAGCUUUAAAGUGGGGAGAAAGCGAAAACCUAGUGAGUGGGACUAUGAAUGAGAUUGGUUCUGCAAGAGCAAAACCAUGGAACAUAUAUACAAGUUCAGACUCAAGCCCGUCUCAAGCAGGAAUUGAUCGGCAAGUGCAAUGGAAAAGCUCUGGGACAUCCAUGAAUGCCAUUUCUUUUGGAUUUGUUGCCACAGCUAUCUUGAUAUCUAUGUUUCUUAUCAUGGCCAUCUUUGAACAUUUGUUCAAGCCAAGUCCUUCCUUUUCCACACCUGAAAGCGCAACUCAUGGUUCUCUAGAGUCUGGCACUUUUAAGAAGCAUGGAAUUCCACAAACUGUUUCGACAUCUUAUGCACCUGAUUUCUCAGUAUUGAUGCCAGGACAGCAGUAUCCUACCUACCUUGCCCAGCCUGCUCCUCUCCCCUCCUGCUCUAGGGAAGGGAUUUGUUGGCCUUCCCAUGAACAUAAAUUGGUACUUCCUUAGGACAUACAUACUUCCAUUGCGGCAUUAUAAUUACCGGGGCUGUUUGUAUACCUACAAAAUGGUCAUAUUUCUUCAGUUCCAUACUAAAAUUUUCUAUUAAAAGCUGUCUUCUGCAAGAACAUACUAUCCUUCACCAGAUAAUCAGCAUUUGACUAUGGACUUUUGUCAAAAAUCAGAUAUUCCUUGCUGUAUUUUGUGGUUUCCCUCUCCUUCUGGAGAAAA